GUGAAAUACCCAAAGAGAUAAGCAAUCUCAUUGAGUUGGAGGUACUUGAUCUUGCAGCUAAUAGUUUUAGUGGUUCACUUCCAAUGGAGAUCUUCAACAUAUCCAGGCUAAGAGUGAUUUCUCUUUCAUUCAACAAUCUAUCAGGAAGCCUCCCACCAAACAUGUGUUCUGUCAUACCAAACAUUGAAGUGAUUUAUCUGACCUUUACCAAUCUUGUUGGGACUAUUCCUCAUUCCAUCUCCAAUUGUUCAAAGCUUACUCGUCUAGAGCUUGCAGGAUUUUUUGGAGAUUAUAUAUGUAAAUUUCAGCAUUUGGGUGCUAUUUACGUAGGUCAAAAUCAACUCUCAGGGUCUCUUCCUAAUUGUUUAGGGAAUAUUACUUCCAAUAUACCACCAAGCUUAGGAAGCCUUCAAGAUCUAGUGGUUCUUGACUUAUCGUCAAACAACAUGGUAGGUUCUUUACCUCCAAGAAUUGGAAAUCUAAAGUCUGCAACAAAGAUGGAUCUAUCAAUGAAUCAAUUCUCAAAUGGAAUUCCUAGAGAAAUUGGAGAAUUACAAAAUCUGGCACACCUUUCUUUGAGACACAACAAGUUGCAAGGAGCUAUACCUGACUCAAUGAGCAACAUGGGAAAUUUGCCUCAAGAAAUUACACGCUUGCGUCGGCUCAAGUUUCUUGAUUUAAGUUUCAACAACUUCAGUGGGAAGGUUCCUUCUUGGAUCGAAGUCAUUGCAUUUACUGGCAAUAGCUUAUCAGGAAGUCUUCCCAAUGGUUUAUGCAAUGGUGUCCCAAUACUCGAAGGGCUUUAUCUGUCUUAUAACAAGCUUCACGGUCAUAUGCCUACAAGCUUAGCAAAUUGUUCACAACUUCAACUUUUGUCUUUAACGGGCAAUGAGUUUGAUGGACCAAUACAUAGUGAAAUUGGAAGAUUGAGUACCUUGCAGUUUUUGUAUCUCGGAAGUAACCAUUUCACGGGUGAAAUACCCAAAGAGAUAAGCAAUCUCAUUGAGUUGGAGGAACUUGAUCUUUCGACCAAUAAUUUUAGUUGUUCACUUGAUAUGGAGACCUUCAACAUAUCGGGGCUGAGAAUACUUGGUCUUACAGACAACGAUCUAUCAGGAAGCCUCCCACCAAAUAUAGGUUCUAUGUUACCCAACAUUGAAGUGCUUUAUCUGGGCAACUUAACCAAUCUUGUUGGGACUAUUCCUCAUUCCAUAUCAAAUUGUUCAAAACUUACUAUUCCAGAGCUUACAACAAACUCACAGGCUUGA
Molecule: messenger RNA, 1268 nt
Organism: Capsicum annuum
Lineage: Eukaryota; Viridiplantae; Streptophyta; Magnoliopsida; Solanales; Solanaceae
Product: leucine-rich repeat receptor-like protein kinase PEPR1
Exons: 5
Molecular function (GO): protein binding
Source: RefSeq, a predicted model, not a curated record